AACGUUUUAGGAGCUGUUGUAGUUGAUUUUUUGUUUUUUUGCCCGAAAAGAGAAUUCGAGAAGAAGUGGAGAGCGCGCGGUUGGAGGCGGACGUUUUCCCGAGGACCGAGCCUGCCGUCCGGACUGCGGACGGGCUUCGAGGGGAGAUUUACGCAAGAUUUUCCUCCGUGCUUUUCCUCGAGGAGAGGCCCUGGUCAUUUUUUUCUCAUCGAAGAGAGAGAGAGAGAGAAGAAGAAAAGAGAAGAGAGUGGUAUCACGUCUACUGUGGAUUGUGGAACUUGGAAGCGACUAUGAUCGUCGGCGGACGGAUCAUUAAAGCACUGCGGCGGAAAGGGCCGGAAUGAGCCGAGCUUCGUUUCAGUCCGUGUCCGACUUCGGUUUCGUCCGCUGUCCUUUCGACGCCAUAUUCCCGUAAAAGCCCUGCUCCGAGGAUCGCCACGCCAAAAACGAGGCCCCGUCUCUCCCGAGGGGAAGAACGAAGAUCAAAACUGGAUUUUUACGUUAGAGACGACCGCAAAUGGCCUGCCUCAUCACUCUGAAGCAAGAGAUCAAAACGUUAGAGGCCGUCUUUCCAAAAACGCACGACCGUUUCCAAAUCGUCUCCGCGAGUGUCGACGAGCUAAAUUGUAAAUUCGUCGGCAGCAAUGGGAAAAAGUACGAGAUAAACGCCAACAUCACCGAAACUUACCCGACGACACCGCCCGUCUGGUUCGCCGAAUCCGAGGACACCAGUGUCACGAAUGCUGUCCAGACCCUGUCGAAAACCUCCGGACCCGACAACCACGUCAUUAGACAAGUAGGAAUCCUUGUGAGGCAAUUAUGCCAACUGCACAGCGUACCAGAGCCCGAGGAGCUCGAAAGGCUAAGGCUCGGUUAUUGGCCAUGUUCUGUUCCUAUGGAAGCCCCUCCGACUCCUCCUCACAACGAUGAUGAGGAUGAGGAAGAUGAGGAGGCAGAUGAUGAUGAAGACCUUCAUCUCGAGAUGGACGAUCCAGAACCACCAAACAAAAAUAAGGCUGAUGACAUGGGAGUUGAACAUCUAGCAGUGCUAGAAAGGCUUAGGCAUACCCAAAGACAAGAUCACCUCAAAGGGUCUGUGUCCGGUUCGGUCCAAGCGACGGACCGAUUAAUGAAAGAAUUACGGGAUAUAUACCGCUCCGAUUCUUUUAAGAAAGGCAUGUACAGUAUUGACCUUGUGAGUGAAUCGCUGUACGAGUGGAACGUCCGUUUAAUGAGCGUGGACCCUGAUUCGCCGCUUCAUAAUGAUUUAAUGGAGCUGAAAGAAAAAGAGGGUAAAGAUUCGAUACUUCUCAACAUGCUUUUUAAGGAGACGUACCCUUUUGAACCGCCUUUCGUUAGGGUUGUUCAUCCUAUAAUUUCUGGAGGUUACGUUUUAGUUGGGGGAGCGAUUUGUAUGGAACUUCUAACAAAGCAGGGCUGGAGUUCGGCAUAUACGGUUGAAGCCGUAAUAAUGCAGAUUGCAGCGACACUUGUCAAGGGGAAAGCGCGGAUACAAUUCGGGGCGCCUAAGGUUGUUGGCCAGGGGCAGUACAGUUUGGCUAGAGCUCAACAGUCUUUCAGAUCGUUAGUACAAAUACACGAGAAAAAUGGCUGGUUCACACCCCCUAAAGAAGAUGGUUAAAAUUCUGUGUGUGUGUGUGAGUGUGUGUGUGUUGUUUUCCCAAUUCGACUCAAAAAGUGAACGGAUAAUAUAUGAACCCUGCUAAAGUGAAUUAGUGUUGUUUAGAAUCGGAUAUUUUUUUAAAUCCCUGUGUAUAUUAUGUUCCCUAAACAAAAAACAAGCUACUUGCAGACAAUGUAAUAAUGUAAUUUAAUACCUUAUAUAUAUAUAUAGUUUGAUUUAUUUGUUCUAUAAGACUGUAACUCACAAAAAAACUCAAGUAGCUUUAUUGUGCUUUAUUUUUUCUUUUUUUCUCUCUUAUCUCUAUCUCUCUAUCUUAUAUCUUUUAUAUUUACAUCUUAUAUGACAGAUUAUUUGUUUCAAUUAUAGCAUAAUUAUUAGCGUAUUCAGUUUGUAUUUGAGAUUCUUGUUUUUAGAACAUAAUAUCUUAGACACAAUAUAGAAUAUUAUACACAUAUUUUACAUCAAUACAUUCUCAUUUGAAAAAAAAAUUAAACUUAUAGUUAGUUAUAAAUUGAAAUACUCAGUUAUAUUUCUAUACAAAAGCUUUUUGUCACCAAUUUUUUCUUAAUAACAAACUGCAAGAAGAAAUUCAAUUUGUUAUAAACAUUAUUGUUUCAGCGAAAUGCCUACAAAAGUUUUUUUUAAAAACAAAAAUAUUAUUUGUAAGAUUAUUUUGAGACUAGAAUAGAAAGAAUUUUGUUUCGGGUGAAACGCUCAAAUUGCUUGUUUAUCAUGAAAAAUGAUUAAGGAAAAAAGUCAUUGUUAAAAUUUUUUUAAGUUUUACCACAUAAUAUUAUUUGUGGUGUUUGUAUAAAUUUAUAUAUAAAAACAUUCAAGUAUAAAAAAAGAACAUUGUACACACUUUGAAGAACUAAUAUACCAUUCGUUCCUGUAUAAAGAUUAUAUGUAUUAGUCCUUGUUCGAAUUGCAUGUAACGAUUCGCUUUUACGAGGGUGCAGGUUGUUAUGCUUUUAUUUCCAAAUUUCCCUCUGCAUAUAGUUACCGUUUUUUGGAUUAAAUGUCGCCAUCCAUCUUUAUUAAUCGGACAUUCCAUUUUUUGUUUGUUUUUGUUUUUACAAACGUUGUGGUAGAACUUGUACAUAGAAGUUUUAUUCUUUCAUACUACAACGUUUUCAUAUAUAUUUCUUUGAAGCAGUACUUCCAGUCCAGUUUUCUCGAUAAAACAAAAACCCAAUGUUUGUAAAUAUUAUUUGUAAGUGGUCAGUGUUUUACUGGUGGUCACUAACUUAAAUAAACGAUUUGUAAAAAAAA
Messenger RNA from Cimex lectularius (bed bug), 2917 nucleotides. Its product is annotated as ubiquitin-conjugating enzyme E2 Q2. The transcript has 9 exons. Gene Ontology annotation, cellular component: nucleus. Gene Ontology annotation, biological process: protein polyubiquitination. The record is from RefSeq and is a predicted model, not a curated record. The coding region runs from base 518 to 1642 and encodes 374 amino acids. NCBI's taxonomy places the organism in Eukaryota, Metazoa, Arthropoda, Insecta, Hemiptera, Cimicidae. Gene Ontology annotation, molecular function: ubiquitin conjugating enzyme activity.